This is a messenger RNA of Eremomyces bilateralis CBS 781.70, 2376 nucleotides long. RefSeq names its product glycerol:H+ symporter-like protein. Gene Ontology annotation, cellular component: endoplasmic reticulum. Gene Ontology annotation, biological process: GPI anchor biosynthetic process. The transcript is spliced from 4 exons. The coding region runs from base 118 to 2031 and encodes 637 amino acids. The record is from RefSeq and is a predicted model, not a curated record. NCBI's taxonomy places the organism in Eukaryota, Fungi, Ascomycota, Dothideomycetes, Eremomycetales, Eremomycetaceae.
CCCCUGGGCUGUCUUUCAUCAUUUGCGUUUCCUCAACAGGCUCAACCUGUUGAUAAUACAUGAUACAUCAGUAUUCAGGUUGUUUUCUAGAUCCAUGCACUCACAUAAGCGUUUGAUAUGAGCUUGCUCGCAUUUUUCGCCCGCCUGUACACGCUUGAGACGUUGGACACGAGGUUCGUAGUUCCGUCCACCAACCCCCCUAACACAGAUGCUCGCCUCCAGCCUCAACCGUCUGGUUCGAGGCAGAAAGCCAAGUCGCGAUUCCACGAUGAGGCACAGCCGUCAAAAUGGAAGAGUACUGAAUUCUACUUCUACUAUUUUAUCGUCUCCACGGCGGUACUGUUGAUGUUUUGGUCGGUGAUCGAUGUAUCAAGAGAAUCGCAUCCGAGUUUCUCAAGAUAUGCCCCACUCCUUUCUAAAGGCUGGAUUCCCGGGCGUCGAGUGGACAACUCCGAUGGACAGUUCUCUUCCUUCAGGGACAAUCUUCCAUACUUAUUUCUUGUUGCGAUUCUUCAUCCUCUCCUAAGAAAAGUCUAUGAAUUGUUUUGGCGGUUGGAUUCCUAUACUGCACCACCGCCCAACGUCAAUCGUUCCCAUUCCCAGCUUUCCCAGGGAUUGAGCGCACAGGCGGCUGCUGAUACUCGAUUGGCAUACCGCGCUCGAUUUGAUUUCGCUUUCGCAAUUGCCUUCAUAGCUGCAUUGCACGGCGUCUCUGCGAUCAAGGUCUUGAUUAUUCUGUACAUCAAUUAUGAGUUAGGGAAGAAUCUCCCCCGGAAGUACAUACCCGCAGCAACAUGGAUUUUUAACAUCGUUAUUUUGUUUGCGAACGAGUUCGGGAGAGGCUAUCCUCUCGCCAACGUGGCAGCCUUCAUAUUUCCCCAUAAGGGCGCAGGAAUGGUCGAUAAAGGUGUUCCCGUGGAAAAUUGGGGCGUGUUGCUCGACCGAUACCAGGGAUUGAUACCUAGAUGGGAGGUUCUUUUCAAGAUCACCGUUCUUCGUCUCAUUUCAUUCAAUAUGGACUAUUAUUGGAGCCUUAAUCAACGGGGUGGCAGUCCGAUUGAGAAGAAACAGCUCGACCCCUCUAGUCUCUCUGAACGAGAUCGCGUGAGCAUUCCAGCCAAGCCCAUGGACUUCAACUUUCGCAACUACCUGGCAUAUACUCUCUACUCUCCCCUUUACCUCGCCGGUCCCAUUCUCACAUUCAAUGAUUAUGUAUCCCAGCUGCGCUACCGAGCAGCUAGUGUAACGCGAGAACGAACCGUGCUCUACGCAAUAAGAUUCUUUGCUGCACUUCUGGCCAUGGAACUCUUCAUACAUUUCAUAUACGCCGUCGCCAUAUUCAAGGCCAAACCAGACUGGAGCGUAUAUAGUCCAUUCCAGUUAAGCAUGCUUGGCUUCUUCAACCUUCACCACAUCUGGCUGAAGUUGUUACUACCUUGGCGGUUUUUCCGCCUGUGGGGCCUGCUGGAUGGAAUCGAUGCACCCGAGAAUAUGGUCCGUUGCAUGAGCAACAACUACUCUGCCCUUGCCUUUUGGAGAGGGUGGCAUCGCAGCUACAAUCGGUGGAUUGUUAGAUACAUCUACAUUCCCCUCGGCGGCAGUCUCACAACAGGAGUGUGGGGAAAACUCCAUGCAGCAGCCAACUUCUUGAUGGUCUUCAUGUUCGUUGCCAUCUGGCACGAUAUCCAACUCCGGUUGCUGCAAUGGGGUUGGCUCGUCUCCUUCUUCGUGAUGCCAGAGGUUCUUGCCAGUAAACUGUUUCCAAAACAUCAAUGGCAGUCGAGGCCAAAUGCCUACCGAAUAAUCUGCGGCAUCGGGGCCGUCGGGAACAUUAUAAUGAUGAUGGUGGCGAACCUCGUCGGUUUUGCCAUUGGCUUGGAUGGAAUCAAAAGUCUUGUACACGGCAUCGUUGGCAGUUGGUCGGGCCUUCUCUACGUUGCAGCAGCAUCAGGGACACUCUUUGUUGGGGCUCAGAUCAUGUUCGAGCUCAGGGAAGAGGAGCUAAGACAUAGAAUCAAGAUGAAAUGCUGAUGUAAGGUUCAUUCAGUUUAUGAAGACAAUAUCUGAAUGUUGCGGGCGAAAAAUGGCUAUCUAUGCAAUUCCGGUCAUGUAUUCCUGUUUGGCUGCUUAUCAUGGCUGCGCAUACAGUAAGACAAUCUCUCCUAGAAUGUCCCUUCGAUGACCGUCUAGAGUUCGAUCUCCUCUCCUAGACUUACUAUCGCACUUAGAUAUGUAUUACUCUAAUCUCGGUGCCAUUGGCACAGUCAGCUUACAAUAUUCGGGAAGUAGGACAUGAAAGAACACGCAUCAUGAGUUUGUUUCUGUUGAGUCUUUGUUCCUUCAUUGUUCAAUAACUUCCACUUCAACACACGUUGC